Molecule: messenger RNA, 1050 nt
Organism: Phoenix dactylifera (date palm)
Lineage: Eukaryota; Viridiplantae; Streptophyta; Magnoliopsida; Arecales; Arecaceae
Source: RefSeq, a predicted model, not a curated record
AUGAGGAGAAGAGAGAGGAUGCAUCAAGAGUCGCGCAGCGAGAAGGUGCUGAAGCUCUUCGGGGUGAGGAUUUUGUGCGAUGACAGUAGGGGGAAGGAGGCGGCGGAGGACAUGAAGGAGUUGAGUAGGAAGAGCUGCGAUGCCAGUAGCAGGAAGGAGGAGGUGAGUAUUCUGUGCGAUGACAGUGGCGGGGAGGUGGCGGCGGAGGAGGCCACCGAAAGCAGUGCCGGCGACAAUGGAUACCUCUCCGGCGGCCUCUUCCAGUCCUCUCGGAGAUGCCGCGGGCGGGAAAGGAAGAGAGGCGUGCCUUGGACAGAAGAAGAACAUCGGACAUUUCUAGCUGGUCUUAAAAUGCUUGGUAAGGGGGAUUGGAAAGGAAUAUCAGAAAAUUUUGUUACCACUAGAACUCCAACUCAGGUAGCCAGUCAUGCUCAGAAAUAUUUCCUUCGGCAGAGUAAUUUGAAUAAAAAGAAGCGCAAGUCCAGUCUUUUUGAUAUCGGGAUAGGUGACCUAACUCCUGCAUCCGAAACUUCUACCCCACCAUUAUCAUUUAAAAGACCUUGUGAAGUUACAGAAGAGAUUUAUCAUCAUCUCCAAGAAAGUUAUACGGAAAAACUCCCAGUUUUUAUUACAACCCAAGCUGCGUCGGAAGGUACAGAGGCGUCCCUUACCUUGCCUUUGAUCAAAGACUCGAGAGAAGCAGCAAGCAUUCACAAUAUCAACCACAUGUCAUUGCUGGUAAAUGGGUUUCAGCAGGUGGGAAUCUCUGGCAACUCGAUGGACCAGCUUGUCUCGAUCAUAUUUGUAACUUCUCUACUGAAUAUUUCCAACCAGGCAUUUCCUUCAUGCCAAGCCAGCUCGAUUGCAUGUGCCCCAGAUUUCUACAAAGUACCCUCUAGUUCGCCGAUCCAGCCACACCCACACUACCCAACUCAGUCUGCUAUUUCUCCAAUAUUAGAAAACAACAAUUUGGAGCUCAACAUUAAUUGCACCACCUCAGCCUCACAGCCUGACCAAAUUAUCUUCACCAAAGGCAGCAGGAGUAGUUAG